Messenger RNA from Brugia malayi, 1557 nucleotides. RefSeq lists its product as uncharacterized. Gene Ontology annotation, biological process: regulation of translational initiation. The record is from RefSeq and is a predicted model, not a curated record. Lineage: Eukaryota; Metazoa; Nematoda; Chromadorea; Rhabditida; Onchocercidae. The coding region runs from base 1 to 1557 and encodes 518 amino acids. Gene Ontology annotation, molecular function: translation activator activity. The transcript is spliced from 11 exons.
AUGAGCGAUUAUUCUCAUCCAUCAUACAAUCGGGCGGCAACUACGAACACAACCGCAUCAUCACAUAAACAUAAUAUUCCACCUUCAAAUCCAGCAUCUCAGCAACAAAAUACGCGUCCGCCCUACACCAACUCAAUGUUGAAUUCGAUCUCUUCCGAUGUGUAUGGGUCACCGAAUUCACAAAUUCCAUAUCAGCAACCACCAUUAAAUUCUCAUCACAACGGUAGUUUCCAGCUUAAUCCGAAUGCUCCACCUUUUCACCCAUCAUAUUCGUAUCAUUUGCACGAUAUUCCAUCUUACGUAAAUGCUCCAAUGUACGAUGGAUAUUGUCCAGCUAACGCUUAUGAUUAUCAGUUUUCACAAGAGAUUCCAAUGUUCACUCCAUAUAUGGAGCCACCAGCAGCAAAUGGUGAUGAUGCGGAAACUCUUGGUGCAGAAUUAGGUUAUGCUAAUAACUUUGGGUAUUAUGGACUUCAAGCUAACCUUUCACCUGCUCUCUGCGAACGAAUGCUGUGCAGUGAACGAGCCAAGGAGUUACAGGAGAUACAAGUCGGUUUAGAGCAGCUAAUAUUAGAGCCAGGUGAAUUUGAAACCUGGUCGAAUGCUAUCCGAGAGCGCACUACCAAUCCAUCGUUCAAAAUUGACGCUUUGAAAAUAGCGGUUGAAAUGAUUAUUCAGUUGGCAGCUUUUACUUCAUCAUCGCAAACGGUACAGUACAAUUUGGCAAAGUUAUGUUCAUUUUUGUGUCAUGACCUGCAAACUUUCCAAGAUGAUAUGAUUGCUAGCUUAUUAAGCUUCCACGAAGAGCAAAGAUCUAAUCUCAGUGAUCAGCAACGAAAGAAUCUUUUGCUUUUUUUUGCAGAGAUUUAUGACAAACUAGAGUCGAAAAAAAGUUCACAGAUGCAGGCUUUUGAGAACGCGCUACUGGACCAAAUCAAAGAAGUCUUAGUAGCUGAUCGUUUGGAUGAUUCGAAAGUUAAAGUAGUAGUAGAAGUGCUUAAGCUUACUGGUCGUUAUUUGGAUAUUGAUGAAGGAACCUCAAAAAUUAACGAGAUCCUCACACAGUUGAAUGCUAUUGCUAAAGCACAUCCAGCUAUCAGCGAUUCUGUGAAGGAGCGGAUACUGAGUUUGAACACAUGGCGUGAGAACAAAUGGGAUGCAAGGAAUUUUCCAGCUAAUAAAGAAGGAAAAUUAACGACUGACCAGGGUCGUAGAGAAAAUGAUCAAGGCUUAACACCAUCUUGCUCAUCCAGUUUCAUUAUUGGCCCUGAUGGUCAGCCAUUGACUGAAGAAGAGCGAGCCUUUCUCGAAGAAAGCUUUCGUAAACUGGAUAAUAAUGACACGAUGUUGGAUAAUGAUGAUGUGAGCGACGAAUAUGACGAAUUUUUGUCGGCAGUCGCUAAUGAAGAAGCUAAAAAACGCGUGGCAGAAAUGGAAAUGGCUGAAAUGGAAAAGCAAAUGGCAAAAACUAGUUUAGACGGUCGGGGUGAAAUCUCUUCAAAUCGGAGUGAAAAUGGCAAGGGUACGGCAAAAGAAAGAGGAAAUGGAAAAAACUGA